Mytilus californianus (California mussel) is the source of this 715-nucleotide messenger RNA. RefSeq names its product protein brawnin-like. The transcript is spliced from 4 exons. Gene Ontology annotation, biological process: mitochondrial respiratory chain complex III assembly. The coding region runs from base 332 to 568 and encodes 78 amino acids. The record is from RefSeq and is a predicted model, not a curated record. Lineage: Eukaryota; Metazoa; Mollusca; Bivalvia; Mytilida; Mytilidae.
UACACAAAAUAUGCUUUGGUAAAAUACUAAAAUGGCUGCGCCCAUUAGAUUAAAACUGACGAAAUAUGACAUUGACAUGAAACUUUUUUGAGAUGGUAUUUUUUAGCAGGAAAUUUGCCAAACUAUUGUCAAAAUUACCAGGAAAGAAAUUAGGAACUUAUAGAGUUAUAAUACCAGUGGGAUUUUGCUUAGGGGCGGCACUCGAAUUUGCUAUGAUAAAUUGGAGGGUGAAAGAAGCAAAUUUUUAUUCAGUUUUUAAGAAAAAUCAAGCACAUAAAUUAGCACUCGAAGAAGUGGAACUAGACAGAAAAUUAUCUGGAUUAAGAUAAACAUGCCAGCUGGAGUAUCAUGGAGUACCUACCUCAAAGGAGUAGCUGUAAUGUUGGUGUCGAUGGCAGCUGGAUCUCAAACUGUUCAUUUAAUGUACAAACCAUUAGAGGAUUUGGAUGAAUUGGUGAAAAAAGAAAAAGAAAAAAUUCUUAGAGAACAAUCAGGGGAUAUGAAUUAUGUUAUGCAAACAGAAAAGGCUGAAUUUAUAAAAAGAGCACACGAAGCCAAAAGAUUAUGAUGUUUUAAUGUUCUGUACUUUCCAAUUUGGAAAAAUGUGAUAAAUAUAACAUGUUGCAGUAUUUUGUUUUUACAUACAAUGUAAUGUUCUUUUAUUAAAUAUGAAAUGUGAAUGAGUUGGAGAAGAUUAAAUAAGUAUAAAUAAUUA